CUGGGGGCCAAUUCUCGGCUUUAGAGAUGAUGUCGAACUCGACAAAAAUGUCUAAUGACGUCAUUUUUUCGUCAAAUUUUAAAAGUUGCUAUUCUGGAGAUGUCGAAUGCGACAUUUGUCGAAGGCUAACGUUAGAGUUCAUGUCGAGUGCUUCUGAGCAGUAGAGAUGGCAUGUCGAUUGUAGAGAUACGCCAUUUCUGUGAAUUCGUUGAGUUUCGAAUUGUACAGUGUUUUCUUUUCUUUCGUUUUAAAGUAAAAUACGGCUUGGCAUCUUAUAAGUAUGAACAUUGGAAAUUCAGUAUAGACUCUUCAAUUUGUGUAUUGUGUUUUCUUGAAACGACGACAGUCUUUAAUUUGUGUACCCACGAUUGGACUUGAAACUUGAAACAUGGACGAGUUUAUUAAUAUUUUUAUCUUGGAGAUGUUGGAAAGUGGCGAGCGACUGGCCAAUACACGGCGGCAACAGCGCACUUAUCCCGUCGUCGAUAUUUACGACUUGAGCGAUAGCGAAGUUGUUAAAAACUUUAGAUUAAAUAAAAAUUUAAUCAGAGUUUUAAUAGACCUAUUGGCUCCUGUAAUUCAGGAUACCACAAAAAUAGACCUAAAAACGAAGGUCCUAUGCACUUUACAUUUUUUGGGUACAGGGAGUUAUCAAACUCCAACUGGGAACUUAAACAAAAUAAAUGUGUCCCAGGCAACAACCUCCCGUUGCAUAAGUGAUGUUGUGGAAGCAUUAAACCAUCCAAACAUUUUUCAUGAAUGGGUGAGAUUUCCAAGAACGUUGCAAGAGCUUCAAACAAUAGCCUUAGACUUUUACAACUGCUAUGGGUUUCCUGGAGUGAUAGGAUGCAUCGACUGCACACAUGUUGCUAUUGUGCCUCCUCCGGGAACUACGCAUGAUGAGAGAAGCUAUGUUAAUAGGAAGAACUUUCACUCCAUUAACACGCAGUUGAUUUGUGAUUCCAAAAUGAAAAUUUUGAAUGUGAAUGCACUAUUCCCAGGCAGUACACACGAUUCCUAUAUCUGGAGCAACUCUACAGUAUUGCCUGUACUACAAAAUCUCCAUAAUGCUGGAUAUACAAACUAUCACUUAUUGGGUGAUAGUGGUUAUCCCUUGAGGCCAUGGUGUCUAACACCCAUAUUGAACUUGGAGGAGGAUGAUGAUGAGAAUAGGCCUGCAUUUCUAUACAAUGAAGCACUUCAGAAAACGCGAUCAACUAUAGAGCGUUGUAAUGGAGUGCUAAAGGGACGAUUCAGGUGUCUUUUGAAGGACAGAGUGUUACAUUACACGCCUAAUAAGGCUACCAAAAUAAUUAACGCCUGCUGUGUAUUACACAAUUUAUGUAUAGCCCACAAUUUUGAACUUACUGAUAUGCUUGAAGAGAGUGAGUUAGGCAUAAUUAAUAUAGACCCUCCACCCACAACAGGAGGUAAUAUUUAUUUAAAUUUAGGCAGAAAUAAA
Spodoptera litura is the source of this 1462-nucleotide messenger RNA. NCBI's taxonomy places the organism in Eukaryota, Metazoa, Arthropoda, Insecta, Lepidoptera, Noctuidae. The record is from RefSeq and is a predicted model, not a curated record.